AUGAAGACCCUACUGUUCCUCUUCCUCCUCCUCACCGUGUGUCUGAAGUCUUCCGGUGUCCUGGCGAAGACACUGGAGUUCUUCAUCGCAGCAGUGGAAACUAAGUGGGACUAUGUGUUUACUGACAACACAGAUCUUACUGCAAACCAGAGGAAAUUUACAUCUGGUGUCCAGAAAUACAUCAAGGCUGUAUAUACAGAAUACGCUGAUUCCACCUUUACAACACAAAAGUCAAAACCUCCAUGGGCCGGUAUUCAGGGCCCGACCAUCAGAACAGUGGCAAAUGACAGAGUCGUGAUCCAUUUCAAGAACUUUGCUUCGAAGGCUUUCAGUAUUUCCCCCAUCGGCAUUCCGUACUGGAAACAAUCGGAAGGCGCAGGAUAUGUGGACUCCAGUUCUGGCCAGGAGACGGCGGAUGAUGCGGUGCUCCCUGGUGGUUACUACAAGUACGUGUGGGACAUUUCCCCCAACUCUGGACCAACCACGUCAGACCCGGACUGUCUCACCUACAUGUACUCAUCACAGGUGGACAUUGUCCGAGACUUCAACAGCGGACUCGUUGGGGCCCUGCUGAUCUGUAAAGCAGAUGCUCUGACCGAGGAGAGACAGCGGAAUGUUCCGGAGUUCAUUCUGCUGUUUGCUGUCUUUGAUGAGAGCAAGAGCUGGUAUCAGGAGGAGGGCCAAUCAGACAAACCAAAGAAAACAUCCAUCUUGACCCAGUACCACACCAUCAACGGAUACAUUAACUCAACCCUACCAGGAAUAACUGUGUGUCAGAAGAGCCAUAUGGUGUCCUGGCAUCUUAUUGGUCUUGGCUCCACCCCAGAGAUCCACAGCAUCCAGUUUGAAGGUCACACCCUACAAGUGAUGGACCACAGACGGGUCACAGUGGAGAUGACUCCAAUGACCUUUACUACAGCCCUGAUGAAGCUGUCUAAAGCUGGAAUGUUUCUGAUCUCCUGUAAGAUCCACUCGCAUCAGAAAGCUGGCAUGAAUGCAUUCUUCACUGUUGAAAAUUGCCCUGAACCUGUGCCGGCCCCGAGCCCUGACAAACGAAACAUCAAACAUUCUGAUGACGAUGAGGAGGAUGAUGAAGACAACAUGAUAUCUACCAUUUUCCUCAAGUCAGGAGGUCCUAUAUCAGUGCUCCGCUCCAGCGCCAAGGGGCGACCCAAAAUCUGGGUUCACUACAUCAGUGCAGAGGAGAUGGACUGGGACUACUCAUCUCAGAAUGGUGACCGGCCUUCACCAUUAUCUGCAGCAGCAUCUGAGUGGUUCAGGAAAGGUCUUCAGCGUUUGGGGGCGGUGUAUAAGAAGGUGGUGUUUGUGGAGUACACAGAUAAGACAUUCACUGUGAAGAAGACAACUGACCGAAUGCUGAUUGGCCCAGAGCUCAGAGGGGAGGUGGGAGAUAAGUUUCAGAUUGUUUUUAAAAAUAAGGCCAGUCAACCAUUCAACAUUUAUCCAAAUGGUCUGACCAGUGUUCAGCCUUUGAAGAACAUAGAAAAAGACAAGCAGGUAGAUCUCCGUUCUUUGGCCGUUCCUCCAGGGAAGGUCAUGAUGUACCUCUGGAAGCUCACAGCAGAAGAUGGACCCACUGAAUCCGACCCACAAUGCCUCACUCGCAUAUACCAGAGUAUGGUGGAUCCCAUUCGGGAUGUGGCGUCUGGACUCGUGGGACCCCUGAUCGUCUGCAAAUACCGAUCUCUGGACAAGAGAGGCAGAGUGGUAACUUCAGAUAAAGAGAAGAAACUGUUUUUCACUGUGUUUGAUGAGAACCGAAGCUGGUACUUCGAGGAGAACAUUAAAAGAAACCAUGAAGAUCCAACCAAGAUUGACCGCAAUGAUCCAGAGUUCUACAAUUACAAUGUCAUGCACACUGUUAACGGCUUCAUGUUCAACCAGCAACAAUUUAGGAUGUGUGUUGGUGAUGUCAUACUUUGGCAUGUCGCCAGCAUAGGCAUUCAAAGCAACUUCCUGUCAGUGUACUUCACAGGCAACACAUUUGUUAGGGAUAAAACAUACGGCACUGUCCUGACUCUCUUUCCAAUGACCGGAGACACAGUGACUACAGAAUUUGAGAUGCUAGGUGAAUGGGAGGUCAGCGCAUUUGACCCCUCCUUGAAAGAGCGAGGCAUGAGUGUUCGCUACACUGUUGUUAACUGUGAAAGAGUUCCCUCCAUAGUUGACAAUGACGAUUACGAUAACGAAUUCAUGGGUUUAAUCGAAAUGAACUUCCCAAUUCCACGAGGCACAAUGGAAGAGAACCGAACUAUCGCAAUUCGUGUUUGCAGAAACAAAACUGGACAGGUCACCAUAAGCAGUAUCUCGGACAAUGAGAGACAAAACAAAACCCCUGUGUGCGAGAUAAGAUAUAUUCCGAUGAAGCGAGAAAAUGAUCUGGAGUUGUCAUCACUGGGCGAUAUUCCACAGGAUAUUUUGGAUCAACUGGAUAGGGAAAUGGGCGAAAAUUCUUUGCAACAUCAGAAGAGAUCCCACCUCAUCUCUGGGGCUUACAGAAGAAGGCCUGAGUUACCAAAUCGAAUUCUUCCUGAGACCAUGGUACAUAUGGAAACAGACGAAAUAACAGACAAACGUCGAAAUUUCAACAUUGCAAACAUUCCUUCAAAUAAAGAAGAAAAAUACCAAGAGUUGGAUGCAGAUAAACACAAUAAAACAAGUCAAAUCGUUAAAACAACAAAUGACCUAUUUAGAAAAUUAUUUCUGAGAGAUAAAAACAUGUCGACUAAUGUCAGUCAACUUCUCCGUGACUCUUGGGAGGGGUCAGGGGUCGAAAUCGAAAGGAAUCGAAAGGAAAUGUUUAGUGUCACCAAAGAAAGUAAAGUGGAUGUGAAAGUUGCUAAAGUUCUGAGCAACAAUGAAGUUUUUGAAGACUCUGGAAGUUCUGAUGUAAAGAUGGACAAGAUGGAAGAAAGUUUGAAUCUUCUUAGCUAUAACUACAAAGAUCCAAAGAAGUUCCUACCAGACUUUGAUGUUUGGGGACCCAUUUCUAAUUCCUCAGAUAAUCAGACACAUGGGAAAUCACUGUCAAAUGACUACGAUGAUUACAGUGACGAGGGAAGUGUUGUCGGUAUGGAUCAAAAUUCAGAUGAAGGUUUUGAAAUCAGAUCAACACAGUCACGGUUCCGAAGUUAUUACAUUGCCGCAGAGGAAAUCAUGUGGGAUUAUGGGAUUAAUAAACCAGCUCAACUCAAUGAACAUAGAGAGAGGCGCAGAGGAAUGAGAAAUAUUUUCCCAGCCUAUAGGAAAGUGGUAUUCAGAGCCUAUAAGGACAAAGACUUCAAGUACCCAAUGAAACGAGGGGAACUGGACAAGCAUCUUGGCAUUAUGGGUCCUGUGUUGAAGGCAGAGACUAACGAUAUCCUUACUGUGGUUUUCAAAAACCUGGCAUCCAGACCAUACUCCUUCCAUUUGCAUGGGGUGUAUGAUAAGACCCAGGGCAGUUUUGUUCCUGGAAUGGGCCCAGAAGGGUUCAAGGGUGAGGAUGUACCAGGUGAUCCAGUCCCGCAAGGGCGGGAGAGAGUUUAUAACUGGAGAAUCUCCAAACGGCAAGGUCCAUCAGCAUCAGACUUUGAUUGUAAGGCUGGGGCCUACUACUCCAACAUCAACAUGGAGAAGGACAUAAACUCUGGUCUCAUCGGUCCGUUGCUGAUAUGUCGUCCCGGUACCCUCGAUCAACAUGUGUUACUACAGCCCAGAAUAACGGAUUUCUUCCUUCUCUUCACCACCUUUGAUGAAAGGAAGAGUUGGUACCUGGAAUACAACAUCAAAAAGUUUUGCACCCCACCCUGCCAAGCCAAAGAAGAUGAUCCAUCGUUUGCAGUUAGCAACAAGUUUGCCGCAAUCAAUGGCUAUGUGGCAGAGACUCUUCCCGGCCUGAUGAUUGGACAGUAUCAGACGGCUCGCUGGCACCUCCUCAACGUUGGGAGUCAAGGCGAGUUUCACGCUGUUCACUUCCACGGACUGCCGCUCAGUGUUGGAAAAGACCAGAAACACAGAAUGGGAAUCUUCAAUCUCUAUCCUGGCGUGUUUGGGACAGUGGAGAUGAGGCCAACCAUUGUGGGCACCUGGUUAAUAGAGUGCACUAUAGGAGAAUAUCAGCUGGCUGGCAUGAGAGCCAAACUACUGGUCUACAACCCAAGUUGUGUUCAGCCGUUAGGAAUGCAAUCAGGAUGGAUUAGGAAUAAUCAAAUAACAGCCUCUGACCAAUACGGUGACUGGAAGCCCAGUUUAGCCCGACUGGAGUUGUCUGGAUCUGUUAAUGCCUGGAAGGGCAGCAACCAAAGCUCUUGGCUCCAGGUGGAUCUGUUAAAGCCCAAGCUCCUUCAUGGGGUUCAGACUCAAGGUGCGAAGACCUCCAUGGGUUUGCGCGAGUUCUUCACUGUAUUGUACAGCAUCAGUUACAGCACAGACCAGGAGAACUGGACCACUUACAGAGGAAACAGCACCAAAUCAUAUUACACAUUCCGUGGAAACAUGGACGCCUCCAGAGUUAAAGAGAACAGGUUUUCUCCACCUAUAAUGGGGCGUUAUAUCCGGAUUAAUCCACUGACCUUUCAAAAACAGCCCACUCUGAGAAUCGAACUGCUGGGAUGUGACCUAAAUAGUUGUUCCAUGCCAUUGGGAAUGCAGCGUGGGUCGAUUCCCAGAGCUAGCAUCAGCGCAUCAUCAUUCCUGAACAAUUGGCUACUCUCAUGGAGUCCAGACCUCGCUCGACUCCACCAGGAAGGGCGUGCAAAUGCAUGGAGACCCAAGUCUAAUAACCCUCAUGAGUGGUUACAGGUGGACUUUAUGUAUAUGAAGCGAGUGACAGGUGUGGUGACGCAGGGUGCUCGAUCUGUGCUCAUACAAAUGAUGGUUACUGAAUUUACUGUCUCCAUUAGCGACGACGGCCACAGAUGGACCAGUGUGAAGGAACAAGACACGGAUCAAGAGAAGAUCUUUAAAGGAAACAGAGAACAUAAUGAGGAAGCCCUGAACGAGUUUGAUCCCCCGUUUACCCGCUUUAUACGGAUUCACCCAAAACACUGGGUCAACGACAUUGCCCUGCGGGUGGAGUUUUUGGGCUGUGAUACUCAACCAAUGGUUUGAGAGAGAGAUAGAGAGUUACUGUAUGUAAAUGAAGAGAGAGAGAGAGAGAGUGAGAGAGAGAGAGAGAGAGAGAGAGAGAGAGAGAGAGAGAGAGAGAGAGAGUGAGAGUGUGAGUCCUUAACCUAGCAUUAAGCGCUACUAUUUAUUUGUACAUCAUAUUUAAAAACAGAGUUUUGUCCGAACCAUGAGCUGCCAUGCUACUUUCUACAUAGGCAACAACCUUCUAAGGAACUACAUAAGUGACUGAAUCAAUUAGCAACUUACUCCAAAAUACUCCAUUUUCAAUUGGAUUGAACCAUUAUUUUAGUCUAUAAUUUGAAAAAUUGUCAUUUCCUUCAAACUUUUACCUUCCCCAUGAAGGACACAUGCUAUACUUUGCUAGUUUGGAUAAAAUAAUAUAUCUCCUAAAGCAGCUUUUUGUUGUUGUUGUUGUUGUUGCUCACUAUGAUGCCUAAAAAUGCUGUCUUUGUAGGUAGUUCACUUUUUAACACUACAUAUGCUUUUGUUGUGAUAUGCAAAACAUGGUGAUAUGAUUAUUUAAGAGUUGCUAAAGAACCUGUUAUGAACGGUUGUAAGGUAUUAGAGAUGUAAGUGUUUUAAAGGUGCACUCAGACAACUAGCGGUGCAGAUGCAGCAUCAUUCAAAAUCAAUAGUUUCAGUUUCAGAUGCCAUUUGUAGAAAUUCACUAUUCCCAAUCAGCCAUGAUUCAUUCAACUCAACAGUGAAAGUGUCCAAUAAAUGAGUGGUUACUGAGAUUAAGCAAGUAGUAGUCAACUGGUCAUGUGAUUCAAACAUGGCCGCCCCCAUGAGGAGACCCUCUACAUGUAGAUUUAAACAGCUUUUACAAGGUUACUGACAUCACUAGCGUCCUAAUCUUGCUUCAGUCAUCGUAAUUAUAUACACAUAUUCAGUGCACCUUUAAUAACUUAUAAGAUAUAAGUGAUAGUUUGAUCAGUAUGCUGCUCUUUGUUUCAGUACAUGAACGCUUGCAUAUCAAUAGAGGUUUCCCACCUAAUGGAAGAGGGCUUUUAUGGUAACCAGCAGUUUGUAUACUGGUCUGCAGUAACUACUGAAUCUGUGAUACUGUAUGCUGUAUUUUUGUAUUAUGCACUGUGAAACAGUUUUACUAUUUACUAUGAGACUAUUUUAUAAAAUAUUUAAAGUGUUCAAUUGUGGCAAUA
Messenger RNA from Xyrauchen texanus (razorback sucker), 6293 nucleotides. Its product is annotated as coagulation factor VIII-like. The record is from RefSeq and is a predicted model, not a curated record. Lineage: Eukaryota; Metazoa; Chordata; Actinopteri; Cypriniformes; Catostomidae. Gene Ontology annotation, molecular function: copper ion binding; oxidoreductase activity.